AUGAAGGUCUCCGUCGCUGCUUCCAUCUUGGCUUUCGCCGCCACCACAAUGGCUGGCCCUUCUGCCGUAUCCCCAAGGAACUUCUUCAGCAUGACCAGGCGUUCCGCCCUUCCUAUUCCAAAAUCCGCCGGCACCGAAACUCUCAAAGAGCCCAGGCGUGUUUCUGGAACUUUUGAUGGUGGAAUGAAGACUUAUGGUCGUGGCGUCCGUUGCUCUGGUCAAGCCGAGGGUGGUAAUAAAGAUGCUGUUUUCCUAAUUGAGAACGGUGGUACCCUCAAGAACGCGAUCAUUGGUGAAGACCAGAUCGAGGGUGUCCACUGCCUUGGCAGCUGCACCAUUGAGAACGUCUGGUGGGCCAAAGUCUGCGAGGACGCUCUCACCAUCAAGGGCGACGGCGACGCAUCCAUCAUUGAUGGCGGAGCCACCGGUGCCGAAGAUAAAGUCAUCCAGCACAAUGGCGCCGGUACCGUUACCAUCGACGGCUUCACAAGCACCGACUUCUUGACCCUCUACCGCGCCUGCGGAAACUGCAGGAAGAGCGCCGCACGCCACGUCGUCAUCAAGGGCGUCAAGGCCUACGACGGUGAACGCCUCGCCGGCAUCAACAGCAACUUUGGCGACACUGCUACCAUUGACUCUUCCACUUGUGCUACGGGCGUCAAGAACAUCUGCCAGGAGUACAAGGGCGUUUCCAGGGGUAGCGAGCCAGAGUCCAUUGGUAGCGGUCCUUCCAAGGCUUGCAAGUUCUCUAACAUCAAGUCAUGCUAG
Molecule: messenger RNA, 768 nt
Organism: Plenodomus lingam JN3
Lineage: Eukaryota; Fungi; Ascomycota; Dothideomycetes; Pleosporales; Leptosphaeriaceae
Biological process (GO): pectin catabolic process
Cellular component (GO): extracellular region
Molecular function (GO): pectate lyase activity
Source: RefSeq, a predicted model, not a curated record